Paramecium pentaurelia is the source of this 1916-nucleotide messenger RNA. NCBI's taxonomy places the organism in Eukaryota, Ciliophora, Oligohymenophorea, Peniculida, Parameciidae. The record is from the annotation of a GenBank genome assembly.
AUGAAUUUCUUAUCACUCUCCUUUACAGAUAAAGUUAUUGAAAAUAAAUAUUAAAAUAGGAAAAAGGAACUAUCUUAAUAAUUAUUAAAAUUCUAAUAAGCAUUAGUAAUAUUAAUGUUGCUUUAUGUUUUAAUAUCAAGUGCAUUUAAAUAAAUUUGGAUUUCACUUUGUAUAAGUGGAAUAGGUUUGAUACUAUUAAUAAUUAGUGUGAAAUUAAAUAUUGAUCGAUAAGAAUAAUGUUAUCUCAAUAACACAAUUAUAAUCUUUAUGACGAUCUUUAACUAUUAUAAAUCAUUACAAAAAAUACUUAGUGAAACUCUUCAUUAAAUUAGUUACAUUGAAGGAUAUAUGUUGGCCUUAGCUACUACAUCAUGUAUUUUGCAUAAUAUAAUAGAGUAUUGAAUUAGGCUAGUUUUAUGUAAAAAUGCUUCAUCCAUGUUUCAAUUUACAUUAUGUUACAAAUAUUUUAGCCUAUUUUAAUAUAGGAAAUAUGGGAAUAAAUGAUUAUCUUUUUAGUUUAUUUAACACUACAUUUAAUAUAUCUAUACAAAACAGAGUAAAUUUAAAGAUAAGAAUAUAUAGAGUUAAUCAAGCAUUAAAAGGCUGAAUAAUAAUUAAUUAAUUUAUGUGGAAUCACAUUAUAUAUAAUUAGUUACAAAAGAGAAACAAAUUAAAUGUUAUUAACUACUUAGAAUAAUGAAGAUAAUAUUACAAUUCAAUAACAAUAAUAAUUUGUUUCUCAAAUAAGAAAUAUGAGAGUACUCAUUAAGGAUUAGGAAUCUCGUACACAUUAUAAAUCAUAAGAAGAAAUAAAAUAAGAUGCAAAAAUGAAUUUAGAGAAAUUUCUAUUUUAUUUUGUUAGUUGUCCAGAAAAAUUAAAAGAUUAUAUGAAUAAAUUCUAAAUUGAUUCUUUGAUUAAAUUGUAAGGAGUAUAAAAUUAAGAAAACUAUAAUAUUUCAAUAAUUAAAUAUUUUGAUGAAUUACCAAGUGCCAUAAUCUUAAUCUCAUAAAAUAAGAAGGAUGUAUUUAUUGAAGAACUUAAAUUACGAUAUAAGAUAUUUCAAUAAGUCAUGGAAACAAUUGAUGAAAUAUUUCAAUCCUAAGUGAAAAUGAGUUUGAUAUAUUUUAGAGCCAUACACAAAUAUUAAAAAGUAAAAUCUAAUACUAAUAUGGAUUUGUGCAUAUAUAAAAAAAUAUAUAGUAAAAUUGCAAAGGCAUACAAUGAUUUCUAGAAUAUUAAAGACUUUUUUAAUCUUAAUACUACUUUCUAAAGAUCUAUAAUUUAAAAAUUUAAUUUUAUAAAUUUCUUAGAAGAUAUUUUAAUUGAAAUAUAAAAUUACUUUUAUUAAAGUAAAAGAUUCACUUAUUCUAUAAAAAAUCAACUUAAAAAAGAUAUUGUUUUUUAAGAUUAAAAAUAACUUAAGUAAUUAUUUUUAAAUCUUCUAUAUUAUCUAACUGAACAUUGUUAAGAUAUUGGAAUUGUAUUGGAUUAAGGAGAAGAGUAUUCUUUGAAGAAAUCAUACUUUCGUGUUAGGAUAGAAUUCAAAGGAUCAAGUUUCAGUAAAGAUGCAAUAAAAGGACUACCAUUCAUUAAUCCAAUAACUCUAUCUGAAUUGAGACAUAAUGCAGAGUAAGUAUAUCAAUUAAAUUUACCAAUGGCUAUAGUAAUAGUGAGAAAGUUAGGACCAACUAAUAAAAUACAUAUAAAAUAGAAUAAGAAUGGAAUAAAUAGCAUUGAAUUUUUGAUAUUUAGAGAACUUUCAGAAGAUUUUCAUCUUAUGCCUUUGAAAUCUUAACAUCCUAGUAAUUAUCUGAUUUUGAAUGCAAAAUCAUCAAUACAUGGAAAACAUGCAGCCUAUUUUGAUUUGUUAUCUUUGAGUCCAAGAAUUUAAUUAGAUAAUUUUAGUGAAUUAUGA